UGGAAAUAGUGUUGCUGCAGAUAAUCUGUAAGCUCAUAUGUGGCUAUGAUCUAUAUAUAAAGACACAAGGAAAUUAAGUAAAUAUUAAGUAAUUCAUCAUUCAUAAGCACAGCGUAAGCAGUUGGCGACACUCAUCAGACACACGGUGGAUUAGAACAGUUAUGUUAUUGAAAUAAGUAUGCAAGAGUCUCGACCACACUGGACACGCUCGCCGUAACAAUUAUAUAAUUAAGCGAAUUCAAUGUGAACGAACGACCAAAACAAAAGGAGCGAUCAUACAAAUAGUGCGCGACUAAAGCCUGCCACCAUUCUAAACGAUGGUAGCAAGCUAGCAAAUGCGCACGCGACAACAGCAGCAGCAACAUGAAAACCGAUCUCGAUGUCGAUGUUGCAUUAUCAGACGACAGCAGCAAAAAUCCAACGUCGCCGGUGCCACUUGCAACAGCAACAGCUGUCCGUGGCAGCCAUGCGAAUAUAUUUUUGAGGCGCUUCUUUGGCGCCUUCCAGUGGGAGGAGUUCGCCUGCGGCUGUGGCUCCGCGUUUGUCAACAUCUCCGUCACAUAUCCCAUAUAUAAGAUUAUUUUUCGUCAAAUGUUGCAUGGUGUCCCAAUUGGUUCUGCCCUGCUGCAACUGCGACAUGAAGGUCUUGGAUUUCUUUAUCGCGGCAUGCUGCCGCCGCUGGCACAAAAAACCAUCUCGCUGUCGAUUAUGUUUGGCAUCUUUGAUGGCACACGCAGAUACCUCGUCGAAGACUAUCGCCUCAAUGAUUAUGGGGCUAAGAUAAUUGCAGGACUCGUUGCUGGCAGUGUUGAGUCCAUUUUAUUACCAUUUGAGCGCGUUCAAACAUUGUUGGCCGACUCGAAAUUCCAUCAAUAUUUCUCCAAUACGCAAAAUGCGUUUAGAUAUGUAGUCAGCAAUUAUGGAUAUCGGGAACUAUACAGGGGCAUUGAGCCAGUCAUUUGGCGCAACGGAUUAUCGAAUGCAUUAUUCUUCAUGAUGCGCGAAGAGGCCAGUACUCGCCUACCAAAGAGGAAAUCGGUGUCGAGCAGAACUGCACAAGAAUUUAUGGCUGGAGCCGUGAUCGGAGCCAGCAUCAGCACAUUGUUUUAUCCGCUGAAUGUGAUCAAAGUGUCGUUGCAGAGCAGCAUGGGCCAUGUGUCGGAGGGCAGCUGGCAGGCGUGCAAGCGGAUUUAUCGUGAGCGAGACAGUCGCAUUGGUAACUUUUAUCGCGGAUGCGCUUUCAAUACGGGCCGCUCCUUUAUCAGCUGGGGCAUCAUGAAUUCGGCGUACGAGAACCUCAAGAAGCUGAUGAGUCAACCACGAUUGCAGCAGCAGCAGCAGCAGCUGGUGGCAGUGUCGAAGGGGGACAAGUAGGAGGAAGACUUAAAUGCUGACGUUAACUAUAUAUAUAUAUAUAUACGUUUAUAUGAAUGCUAUGAUGUAUUACGUAAUACACGUGAACCAGACUAAGCUAAACUAAAUUCGUAAGCUAAUUUGUAUACAGAAAAAUGUUUCCUUCUGCCUUUAAUUAGCAAAUUGUUCGUUUUAAGACAUAAUUAAGUGGUUUGCGUUCAGAGUGCCAUGUUUUAAGCACUCCAUGUAUGUCCUCAUACAUGAAAAAGCUGAAAAAUAAUAUGUUCGUAUAUCAUGCCUACAUAAAAGUAUUUGUGGCAAGUGCAUAUAGACUGCAAAAACUGAACUUUUAUUUGAGUAAGCCCGAAACAAAGUCAGUUUUCUUCUUUUUCUUUUUCUUUUUUUUCCUUUUCUUUUUGUUAAUUUAACCAACGAGAUCGCAAUAAUAAUUGUGUGGCUUGGCGUGAGUACAAUAAUUGUGAGCAUUUAAACAACCCAAAAAAAACCAAACACAAUUAGUUAAUUAUUAACACAUAGAUGUCAGAUAUAUAUAUAUAUAUAUUAAUAAGAACAUGACUUAAUUAUGUUGUUACUGUAUAUACACAUAUAUAUACUUGCGUGAUGUUUACGAAAUUAAUAAAAUUAUUCGAUGUAUUAAAAAAUGUGUUUAUGUAUAAAUUAUGAAUUUGUAUACAAUAACUAUGCAAAAACAUUAUUGUCUGGAAAUCUGAUAAUAAAAACACAUCCCAUCAU
Molecule: messenger RNA, 2106 nt
Organism: Drosophila grimshawi
Lineage: Eukaryota; Metazoa; Arthropoda; Insecta; Diptera; Drosophilidae
Product: mitochondrial nicotinamide adenine dinucleotide transporter SLC25A51
Exons: 3
Coding region: 364-1374 (336 amino acids)
Source: RefSeq, a predicted model, not a curated record